Molecule: messenger RNA, 2166 nt
Organism: Nematolebias whitei (Rio pearlfish)
Lineage: Eukaryota; Metazoa; Chordata; Actinopteri; Cyprinodontiformes; Rivulidae
Product: versican core protein-like
Exons: 12
Coding region: 60-2024 (654 amino acids)
Biological process (GO): cell adhesion
Molecular function (GO): hyaluronic acid binding; calcium ion binding
Source: RefSeq, a predicted model, not a curated record
AGAUCAGGCAGACAACUGGCUCUCUGGCCAGCAAAGUGGUGCUGCCCUGUCGCUUCUCCAUGAUGUCAGAUGCUCCCAACAGCCCCACAGACACACCAGCACUUGCACCUGCUGACAGUCUGAGUCCCAAUGAGCUGCUCAGAAUCAAGUGGGUGAAGGUGGAGAAUUGGGAGAAGCCGGAAGAGUCGCAAGAGACGGUGGUGCUGGUGUCCCAUGAUGGGAUGGUGAAGGUGGGACUGGGCUUCAUGGGCAGGGUGUCUGUACCCUACUACCCACUGGCGACUGGAGAUGCUUCUCUGAUCAUUGGGAGGGUCAGGGCGAGUGACGCAGGGCUGUACCGCUGCGAGGUGACGCAUGGGAUAGAGGACACCCAGGAUACCAUCAGCCUCAGUGUCUCUGGCGUGGUGUUCCACUACAGAGCCAAAAGCAGCCGGUACUCCCUGGACUUCCUUGCAGCCUCUGAGGCGUGUCGCUCUGUGGAUGCUGCCAUCGCCACACCUGAUCAGCUGACUGCUGCUUUCGAGGACGGCUUGGACCAAUGUGAUGCAGGCUGGCUCGCUGACCAGACAGUCAGAUAUCCGAUCACUGUUCCUCGUCCAGGCUGUGCAGGUGAUUUGUUACAAAGACCUGGUGUCAGGACGUACGGCCUCCGGGACCCCGCUGAGAAAUAUGAUGUGUACUGCUUUGUGGAUAAACUAAACGGUGAGGUUUUCUAUCCUCCCUCUCUCGAUGAUAAGCUCACCUGGCAGCAGGCGAAGGAGGAGUGUGAGAAACACGAUGCUGUGUUGGCGUCGCCCGGUCAGCUGUUUGCAGCCUGGAGGGCAGGGCUGAACCGCUGCGACUACGGCUGGCUGGCUGAUGGUAGUGUCCGGUUCCCCAUCACCGUCUCUUUGCCUCAGUGUGGAGGAGGCAUGCUGGGGGUCCAUACGCUCUACAAGUACCAAAACCAAACUGGAUACCCCGACCCAACGAACACAUAUGGGGCUUUCUGUUUUAAAGUGCCUUCAAAAUGUGCUGUCAAUGUAUGUCAGAAUGGAGGUUCCUGCUACAAAAAUGGAUCCCAAAGCAUCUGUGUUUGUGCUCCUGGAGUUUCUGGACAACACUGUGAAACAGAUGUUGAUAAAUGCCACUCUAAUCCGUGUCUCAAUGGAGCCACUUGUCAAGAUGGGGUCAACUCCUUCACCUGCCUCUGUCUGCCCAGUUACACAGGACAGCUCUGUGAACAAGACACGGAGGUGUGUGGAUUUGGCUGGGGCAAGUUUCAGUCUCAUUGCUACAAGUACUUCACACACCGUCGGACCUGGGACGCCGCUGAGAGGGAGUGUCGGUUCCACGGCGCCCACCUGGUCAGCAUCCUGUCCCAGGAGGAGCAGAUCUUUGUCAACCGUCUGGGCAACGAUUAUCAAUGGAUCGGUCUGAACGACAAGAUGUAUGAAAGAGACUUCAGGUGGACUGACGGCAGCCCAUCGCAAUACGAUCACUGGAGGCCGAACCAGCCGGACAGCUUCUUCCAGUCUGGAGAGGACUGUGUGGUGAUGAUCUGGCACGAGGGGGGGCAGUGGAACGAUGUGCCCUGCAACUAUCACCUGACCUUCACUUGCAAAAAGGGGACAGUGUCAUGUGGCCAGCCCCCUGUAGUGAAGCAUACGAAGGUGUUUGGUGUCAAGAGGCCACGCUAUGAGAUCAACGCCCUGGUUCGCUAUCACUGUAAACAGGGUUUCAUCCAGAGACACAGCCCGAUCAUACGCUGCCAGUCCAACGGCCUAUGGGAUGAGCCCAAAGUCACCUGCAUUAGCCCUGCAACGUUCCACGAGUCACUUGUUCGCCGAUGCAACAUUCAGAAAGAGCAGCAAACCAGGCACCGCACCCACCACACCAAAAGUCACGAGAGGCACAACCAAAACCAAGAGCAUGAGCAGAGUAACAACUUGCUGCAGCAUAUCUGGAACCCUUUCGAGAACCAAAUCAGGCAGGCGCACCAAAAGAAUUGGAAGCUGCAGAUCAAUGAACACAACCAGGAGUAGACAGGCCAUGAUGUCUGAGAUGGUUUGAAAUCAGAUUUGUGGAAAGAGCUAAUUACUGUAGGCUGGCCUCCUUAUCCAGAGGCAUCGACAGACAGAAAUAGUGUUUUGUUUUUAUACAUCCAGCUGUCUGUCCAUGACUCUU